GGGCACGAGCCGGUCCGCCCCCUCCCCACGCGGGGCGCGCGUGCGCCGUUCCGCUGCGGCCCAAGGAGCCGCGAUGGAGGGCGCUCUGACUGUUCGCCAGGCAAUAAAUGCAGGGGAUUCAAGCUUUGCCCCUGAGCCACAGGAAGAGUUAGAGGAGAAUCCUAGCCCAGUUGCGGAUGAGAAUAACACAGUGUCAGCAAAAAAACAGGGGCCAAAUUUACAUAACUGGAGUGGUGACUGGAGCUUUUGGAUUUCAAGUGCCACCUAUAAAGACAGGAAUGAGGAAUACAAAAGACAGUUCACACACUUACCUGAUACAGAGAAGCUGAUAGCAGAUUAUGCUUGUGCUCUUCAGAGGGACAUUUUGCUUCAGGGACGUCUCUAUCUUUCAGAAAACUGGCUGUGUUUCUAUAGCAACAUCUUCAGAUGGGAAACUACAAUUUGUAUUGCAUUAAAGAACAUAACCUUCAUAACCAAGGAGAAAACUGCUCGACUCAUCCCAAAUGCUAUCCAGAUUGUUACAGAAAGUGAAAAGUUUUUCUUUACAUCUUUUGGUGCCAGAGACAGAAGUUACCUCAGUAUCUUUAGGUUGUGGCAGAAUGUACUAUUAGACAAGAGCUUGACCAGACAGGAAUUCUGGCAGCUGCUCCAGCAGAAUUAUGGUAAUGAGCUAGGCUUAAAUGCUGAAGAGAUGGAAAACUUGUCUUUGUCAAUCGAGGAUACUGUGCAGCCAAGAAGUCCAGGAAGAAGCAGCUUGGAUGAUUGUGGGGCGAGAGAUGAAAAAUUUUCCAAGUCCAUCAGUUUUACACGAGAAUCAGUUAAUCGUGUUUCAGAGACAGAGUCAAUUGAUGGAAAUUCACCGAAAGGGGGGUUAAGGAAAGAGGAACCCCCAAGUGAGAAACAGAUCAAAAAGAGUCCUUUACUAACUUCAGAGAAGAGGUUAAGUAGAGUACCAUCAAAAUCACUGGACUUGAAUAAAAAUGAGUAUCUUUCUCUGGACAAAAGCAGCACUUCAGAUUCUGUUGAUGAAGAAAAUAUGCCUGAGAAAGAUCUUCAUGGAAGACUUUAUAUCAACCGUGUUUUUCAUAUCAGUGCUGAGAGAAUGUUUGAAUUGCUCUUCACCAGUUCACGCUUCAUGCAGAGAUUUGCCGAUUCUAGAAAUAUAAUAGAUGUAGUGUCCACCCCUUGGAAAAUAGAACCUGGAGGUGAUCAACUGAGAACCAUGACCUACACUAUAAUCCUUAAUAAUCCACUUACUGGAAAGUGCACCACUGCCACUGAAAAGCAGACACUGUAUAAAGAAAGUCGGGAAGCACAAUUUUAUUUGGUAGAUUCAGAAGUACUGACACAUGAUGUUCCCUACCAUGAUUACUUCUAUACCCUGAACAGAUACCAUAUCAUCCGAUCCUCAAAACAGAAAUGCCGGCUGAGAGUUUCUACAGAUGUGAAGUACAGAAAACAACCAUGGGCCAUUAUCAAAUCUCUAAUUGAAAAGAAUUCCUGGAGUUCAUUGGAGGACUAUUUCAGACAGCUUGAAUCAAACUUAUUAGCGGAAGAGUCUGUGUUAAAUCAGUCCGUUGAAGACGCUGGAAAACUUAGUGGCUUACGAAGGAGAAGGCGAACAUUCAACCGAACAGCAGAAACAGUUCCUAAACUUUCUUCUCAGCGCUCUUCUGGAGAUGUGGGCUUGGAUGCCAAAGGGGAUAUUUCAGGAAAGAAAAAGGAAAUGGAAAUCUGUAAUACUGCCCUUAUUGUGGUGAUGAGUAUUUUUUUGCUGUUGCUAGUUCUGUUGAAUGUGACGCUGUUUCUGAAGCUGUCGAGGAUAGAAUCUGCUGCUCAGUCCCUUUACCGUCUCCACCUCCAAGAAGAGAAAUCUCUGCAUUUAGCCUCUGGUAUGCUGUCAAGAGCAGAAAGUAUUGAGAAGAACAAAGACCAGGCCCAUCGUUUAAAAGGAGUGCUCCGAGACUCUAUCGUGAUGCUUGAACAGUUAAAGAGCUCACUUGUUAUGCUUCAGAGAACUUUUGAUCUACUAAAUAAAAACAAGACUGGCAUGACUGUCAAAAGCUAGUGAUCUCAAGGCCUGAAACUGUAGAGAUACUUGGAACUAAAAGAAAACGUCUUAAAGAAAACCAGAGGAUGAAGGAUUUUAAUUGUCACAGGAACAUUUCCAUAUUUUCUCAUUAUUGGUACUUUUAAUAUGAACAAUCUUUUUAAUAACAUUAAUGUGAUGACUAGUCUCUGAUGGCCUUAAUGAUCCAUUCUUUCACUUCUUAUACGUAAUUCUAAGCAGUGGAUUUCUCCAGUGGAAUUAUUCUCCAGUGGAUAUUUCAGGUGAAAUAUGUUGUGGACUUGAAUUUCCACAAUACAAAAAGAAAAUGAGACACUCCAAACUGAGUAGUAUGGCCUUGUUUUUACAGUGAGAUUUGAAGUUUGAUGCUUUAUCUGUUAGCACAGAAUCAGUACGUGUUUGACAGGCUGCUUUCCCAGUUGAGAUACACUGAAGAUGCUAAAGAAAAUUUAAGAAUGAACCUCUGUAUCAUUAUGAA
This is a messenger RNA of Herpailurus yagouaroundi (jaguarundi), 2546 nucleotides long. RefSeq names its product GRAM domain containing 1C (gene GRAMD1C). Gene Ontology annotation, cellular component: endoplasmic reticulum-plasma membrane contact site; plasma membrane; endoplasmic reticulum membrane. Gene Ontology annotation, molecular function: cholesterol binding; cholesterol transfer activity. The record is from RefSeq and is a predicted model, not a curated record. The coding region runs from base 74 to 2068 and encodes 664 amino acids. The transcript has 18 exons. NCBI's taxonomy places the organism in Eukaryota, Metazoa, Chordata, Mammalia, Carnivora, Felidae. Gene Ontology annotation, biological process: intracellular sterol transport.